AUGGACAACGAAAAAGGCACCUACCCCGAGCGACAAGUCGUCCAAAGACAAGAUGGGCACGAUACCGACCACUCAAGUGACGACCAAGCCGUAAGUUCAACUCCCAAAGUGGAGCAGCAGACUUACGAUGACCGGAAAGCUUGGGUCACGGUUGCUGCAUCGUCACUUACCAUGUUUGUCUACCUCGGAGUGAUCUACUCAUGGGGCAUCAUGCAAGUCAAGCUCGUCGAGACGACGGGUUCUAGUCUAACAACCUUGACAUUUGUCGGAUCAAUGGCGACAUCUUUCAUGAUUUGUUUCAGUAUUGUUUCCGACAAGAUCAUCAAUAGGAUAGGAUAUCGGCUGGCUGCGUUGAUUGGUGGUUUCUUCAUGGGUUUGGGUGAAGUUCUCGCAAGCUUUACUACAUACCAUGUUGUGGCUUUGUUCUUUCUACAUGGUCUCGUCUUCGGCCUUGGUGGUGGCCUUUGUGUCUUUUCUGUCUCGACUGCCCCGAUGGGUCUCUUCAAGAAGCAUAAAGCAUUGGCCAUGGGGUUUGUCUUCGGUGGGGGCAGCUUGGGCUCUGCCAUCAUGAGUGUUGUAGCCAACUACCUUGUCAAAGACCUGGGCGUCUCUUGGACGUUCCGCAUUCUGGGUUUCAUUCUGUGGGGUGUUUCUAUCCCUGCAUCCUACUUCUUGCCAAGGAGGAUGGCUUCGGGAAAGAAAGCCUCCCGUCAGCUACAGUGGUAUCGCUUUAAGGAACCUCGCUUCCUCCUGCUCGUCGGCGGCACUGUACUUUCCUGCUUCCCGCUCUUCAUCCCGCCCUACUUCAUUCCGAUUUUCUCGAGAUCAAUGGGCUAUACUAAGGAAAUCGGUAUCAUUAUGCUUGCCUGCUGGAACUUAGCUUCUACCUUGGGCCGUGUUGUCGCUGGAUGGGUUGCCGAUACUCUUUUGGGACCAGUCGAAAGUCUAGCAAUCUGCAUGCUCUUCAUGGCUCUGAGCUCCCUCAUCGUCUGGCCUCUUUCAUCAUCAAUCGGCAUCUUUUCCGUCUACCUCGUAUUGAACGGUAUCGGAUGUGGUGCGUUCUUCAGUCUCACGCCUAUCGCAGUGAGCGCCACAUUUGGAGGAGAAAACACCCUCAGCAUCAUCCCCGUCGUCUGGACGACUUGGUUCUGCGGUUUCUUUUUUGGUACUCCCAUUGCUUCAGGACUUUACUCCAUCUCUAGUGAUGUUGAUGGUCUUGAGAAGUUUCGCCCUGCCGCAUAUUAUGCCGGAGCAAUGGCGUUAGCGGGAUUUGCAUGUGUUUCGGGGAUCAGAUUUGCGCGGAGGACGGAGAAGACCGAGAGGUCUUGA
This is a messenger RNA of Colletotrichum costaricense, 1329 nucleotides long. Its product is annotated as major facilitator superfamily transporter. Gene Ontology annotation, molecular function: transmembrane transporter activity. Gene Ontology annotation, biological process: transmembrane transport. The transcript is spliced from 4 exons. Gene Ontology annotation, cellular component: membrane. The record is from RefSeq and is a predicted model, not a curated record. Lineage: Eukaryota; Fungi; Ascomycota; Sordariomycetes; Glomerellales; Glomerellaceae. The coding region runs from base 1 to 1329 and encodes 442 amino acids.